AUGAAGGUUUCCUUCUCCUUCUGCAUCCUCUUGGCUUUCAUAGAUGCAGGGAGCUCUCUUCAGUGUGAGGUUUGCCAUGAAAUAGGGGAGAGCUGUUCCGGCCCCAUGGAAACCUGCGAUAGUGGCAAAGAUACCUGUGGGGUCAUAAAGCAUGAAAUUGUACAAGCGUCAGAGAGGAUUGUGAUAACCCAAAAGUCCUGCCUGUACUCCAAUAGUUGCCAAACAGACUCCAUUAGUAUGAACUUUGGGAACGGAAUGACACACAGGAGCAGAAUCACCUGCGGUGUGGGAGAAGACUGUAAAACAGCAUCUGACCCACUGCCACCGAUGAACACCAUUCCCAAUGGCCUGCAGUGUCCAGCAUGCUACGCUGAGAAUUCUUACCAGUGUAGUGAAAACACCGUGAGUUGUACGGGAGUCCAGACCCAGUGUUUUGAUAUAGCUGGGAAAAUAACCAUCGGUGUCCUACCCCUCAAAACUGCAAUGAAGGGCUGCACCACCGAGUCUGAGUGUGCUGCUCCAAAAGGGGAGAAAGGGUUGGAUGUGAACUUCGUGAGGUUUGAGUGCAAACCAGCCUCCAGCAGAGGCCACAAGGCUCUUGGAUUUGCCCCUCGAGUCACCCUCCUUCCAGCACUGUCAGGGCUUAUCUUGGUGCUGCCGCUUUCUUGA
Messenger RNA from Caretta caretta (loggerhead turtle), 669 nucleotides. RefSeq names its product phospholipase A2 inhibitor gamma subunit B-like. The record is from RefSeq and is a predicted model, not a curated record. Gene Ontology annotation, molecular function: phospholipase inhibitor activity. Gene Ontology annotation, cellular component: extracellular region. NCBI's taxonomy places the organism in Eukaryota, Metazoa, Chordata, Testudines, Cheloniidae.